GGUCCCGGGGCUCCCUGGGCGGGGCCGUUCCCGGGGAGCCCCCCGACUGCCUCUCAGAGCAGGGUGGGGAAGGGGAUCCUAGCCCGCCGCCGCCUCCGAGCAGGCCGCCAGGACUCUGGCGGCCGGAGAUGGGCGCCCGGCUUUCGCGGCGGCGGCUGCCCGCGGACCCGCCCAUAGCCUUGGACGCGCUGCCGCCGGAGCUGCUCGUGGAGGUGCUGAGCCACGUGCCACCGCGAGCGUUAGUGACGCGCUGCCGCCCAGUGUGCCGCGCCUGGCGCGACGUGGUGGACGGGCCCACCGUGUGGCUGCUGCAGCUGGCCCGCGACCGCAGCGCGGAGGGCCGCGCUCUCUACGCGGUGGCCCAGCGCUGCCCGCCCAACAGCGAGGACGAGGAGGAGUUUCCGCUCUGCGCCCUGGCGCGCUACUGCCUGAGAGCGCCCCUCGGCCGCAACCUCAUCUUCAACUCCUGCGGAGAGCAGGGCUUCAGAGGCUGGGAGGUGGAGCACGGCGGGAAUGGCUGGGCUGUGGAAAAGAACCUAAUACUGGUGCCGGGCGCUCCUUCCCAGACCUGCUUCGUGACUUCUUUCGAAUCUUUAAUCCACCUUGAAUGUGAUGUUAGCUUCCCAUUGGCUGACCCAACAGGAAGUAGAGGAUGGUGCUUCAAGAGGCAGCUUGUGGACUUGGUGAUGGAGGGUGUGUGGCAGGAGCUGCUCGACAGCUCCCAGAUCGAGAUCUGUGUGGCCGACUGGUGGGGUGCCCGGGAGAACUGCGGCUGCAUCUACCGGCUCCGCGUCCGCCUCCUGGACAUGUACGAAGACGAAGUGGCCAAGUUCUCGGCAUCACCCAACCCGGUCCUUCAGUGGACUGAAAGAGGCUGCCGACAGGUCUCCCACGUCUUUACCAACUUUGGCAAGGGCAUCCGCUAUGUGUCUUUUGAGCAGUAUGGAAGAGACACGCGUUCCUGGGUGGGGCACUAUGGUGCCCUCGUGACCCACUCCAGCGUGAGGGUCAGGAUCCGCCUGUCCUAGCUAACCAGCCUGAUCCAGCCUUCUGGGACAGACCGCCAUCUGCCAGACACCAUCGUCAAUCAAGGUCGGCUCUGCAGCCACGAGCCGGAGGAUGCCCGAGGACAGUGGGGGUCCCGUGUAGCCUGUUCCCGGAAUGUUUCCAGUGAACCCCACUUGCUGCUGCUUCAGCGUGGUGGCCCCCAUGCUAUUUGAGAAACCAGGGAUCCAACCAGGCUGGUCACUUGCUUCCCCAGCUUCCCAGGGAGAGUGUCAAAGAGUAACUCAGACCUGUACGUUACUUGCAAAUUUUUUUCUCACAUGUGUGGAUAUCAGUUGACAGACUGAGUCAAAAAACAAAGGCCAAACCAGGAUUUCAAAUAGAGGAAAGCUGCUGACAAUCUUGGACAAGGACUCUUAUCAGCAUGUUUUGGGGGCAAGGUGAUUGCUGGGAGGGAGCAGAGGUCCUUGAGGGGACCAACAGCGGCCUCAAAGUGAACUCUUCCUGUUGUUUUGGGGAGUCUCUGGGAUUUGGCAGUGGGGCCCGUGCAACCUCCUCCAGCACCACGCCCAUCAGCACCUCCCCUCUGGGCCAGACUGGUGCCAUUUCUUUCAGAAUUUCUGAGGCCAGUUCUGCGCUGACCCCCAAACUGUAUCCUCCACCCCCACCUCCUGCCCCUGCCUCAGGGGCAGCUCGCCUCCUGUCAGGCGACAGCCUCCUUUUCUCCACACUUGAGCCCGCUUGGAGAUGGACCCCAGGAGCAAGGCAUGCUGUGAAGGAAAGCUCUCCUUUCCCCAACUGAGCGCAGCCAACAAGCUCGCUCAAUAAAAUCGGUGCUAAGCAUGAGGUGA
Molecule: messenger RNA, 1856 nt
Organism: Delphinapterus leucas (beluga whale)
Lineage: Eukaryota; Metazoa; Chordata; Mammalia; Artiodactyla; Monodontidae
Source: RefSeq, a predicted model, not a curated record